GGCGGGCGUGGUGCGUGCGCCGCGAGCGCGCGGCAGUCUCCGCGCAGAGCCCGCUCCUGGCGCCCGCCGGCCCGAGUCAUGCCGCGUGCCCGCCGCUGACGAUUGCCGCUGUCUCACGCUGCACGUGCACUGUGUCCGUACUACCUCACCCGUCCCCGGCACCACGACCACGUCUGAACAUGGCUCACUAGUCUCCGCUUGCAGGUGACAGAGAAGGCGGUCGAGGCAGCGCGGUCGAGGCGAGGCGCGGGGCGGGGGGCGCGCGGCCGCGGCGCGAUGCGCUGACGCCAUGCGCCGGCAGACAUGCCACGUCGCGCCGCCGCCGCGCCCGCGGCCCUGCUGCUGCUGCUCACGCUCGCCUGCGCCGGGUGCGCCGGCAACCCGGACGCCAAGCGACUCUACGACGACCUGUUGAGCAACUACAACAAGCUGGUGCGGCCCGUCCUCAACGUGAGCGACGCGCUCACCGUCCGCAUCAAGCUCAAGCUCAGCCAGCUCAUCGACGUGAAUCUGAAGAAUCAGAUAAUGACAACCAAUCUCUGGGUAGAACAGAGUUGGUACGACUACAAGCUUUCGUGGGAGCCUCGUGAAUACGGAGGCGUGGAGAUGCUUCAUGUGCCCUCCGACCACAUCUGGAGGCCGGACAUCGUGCUCUACAACAAUGCUGACGGCAACUUCGAGGUGACACUGGCCACCAAGGCGACGCUGAACUACACGGGCCGCGUGGAGUGGCGUCCGCCCGCCAUCUACAAGUCAUCCUGCGAGAUCGACGUCGAGUACUUCCCUUUCGACCAGCAGACCUGUGUCAUGAAAUUUGGAUCCUGGACAUACGAUGGUUUUCAGGUUGACCUACGACACAUUGACGAGGCUCGCGGCACGAACGUGGUGGAGCUCGGCGUUGAUCUCUCCGAGUUCUAUACUUCAGUGGAAUGGGAUAUCCUCGAAGUACCAGCCGUUCGAAAUGAAAAAUUCUACACAUGUUGUGACGAGCCCUACCUGGAUAUCACAUUCAACAUCACGAUGCGGCGCAAGACGUUGUUCUACACCGUCAACCUGAUCAUCCCGUGCAUGGGCAUCUCCUUCCUCACGGUGCUCGUGUUCUACCUGCCCUCGGACAGCGGCGAAAAGGUAUCGCUGUCCAUAUCUAUCCUGCUGUCGCUCACCGUGUUCUUCUUGCUUCUGGCGGAGAUCAUCCCGCCGACGUCUCUGGUCGUGCCGCUGCUGGGGAAGUUCGUGUUGUUCACUAUGAUCCUCGACACCUUCAGUAUCUGCGUGACGGUGGUGGUGCUGAACGUGCACUUCCGCUCGCCGCAGACGCACACCAUGGCGCCGUGGGUGCGGCGCGUGUUCAUCCACGUGCUGCCGCGGCUGCUCGUCAUGCGCCGCCCGCACUACCGCCUCGACCCACACCGCAGUCGCUUUGCGGGUUUGGUGACGGGCGGCGGCGCGGGCGCGCCGUGGGAGGUGGGCGGCUCGCCGGUGCCGGUGACGUCGGCGCCGGGCGGCGGCGUCGCCGCGUGCUCCGCGUGCCGCGCCUGCCGUCUGCACGACGCGCCCGCGCUCUGCGACGCGCUGCGCCGCUGGCACCGCUGUCCCGAGCUGCACAAGGCCAUUGACGGCAUCAACUAUAUCGCUGAUCAGACGCGCAAGGAGGAAGAGUCUACGAGGGUGAAAGAAGACUGGAAGUACGUGGCCAUGGUGCUGGAUCGACUGUUCCUGUGGAUCUUCACGCUGGCGGUGGUGGUGGGGUCGGCGGGCAUCAUCCUGCAGGCGCCCACACUAUACGACGAGCGAGCGCCCAUCGACGUGCGGCUGUCGGAGAUCGCAUACGCGACCGCCAAGCCGCGGUCCUCGCCGCCGCCGCCGCGCUGACCUCACUGUCGCCACGAUCUCUUCCGAUGAUGCGAUGCGUCCUAUACGUCAUAUUCCCUGGAGUCGGCGGACUUCUUGUGUAAUUUUACGAUAUUGUAAAUAAUAUACAGAUUAUAGUUUAUACGACGAGCGAUGCUAUUAAGAAUGAGUCGAAUUUCUUUUGAUAGAGACGAAAUAAAUCGAU
This is a messenger RNA of Plodia interpunctella (Indianmeal moth), 2056 nucleotides long. RefSeq names its product acetylcholine receptor subunit alpha-like (gene nAChRa3). Gene Ontology annotation, biological process: signal transduction; chemical synaptic transmission; regulation of membrane potential. The record is from RefSeq and is a predicted model, not a curated record. The coding region runs from base 304 to 1872 and encodes 522 amino acids. Gene Ontology annotation, cellular component: postsynaptic membrane; synapse; plasma membrane. Lineage: Eukaryota; Metazoa; Arthropoda; Insecta; Lepidoptera; Pyralidae. Gene Ontology annotation, molecular function: acetylcholine-gated monoatomic cation-selective channel activity; transmembrane signaling receptor activity. The transcript is spliced from 12 exons.